Molecule: messenger RNA, 540 nt
Organism: Impatiens glandulifera
Lineage: Eukaryota; Viridiplantae; Streptophyta; Magnoliopsida; Ericales; Balsaminaceae
Product: auxin-responsive protein SAUR78-like
Exons: 1
Coding region: 83-490 (135 amino acids)
Biological process (GO): response to auxin
Source: RefSeq, a predicted model, not a curated record
UUCUCCACAAAUCUCUCUCUUUCUCUCUCUCUUUCUCUCUCAAUUUCAAUCUUUUUUAUCAGAAAGUAAUUAAUUAAUUAACAUGGGCAAAGGAGCAAAGCUAACAAAACUGAAAUCUUCAGUAAUGAAAAAAUGGAAUUCCUUCAGCAAACUCGGUCGCAGUUUAAGCGACCCUUCCGGUAAUUCCACUAAAAUCUCCGCCGCCGCUUCCUCCUUCUCUUCCUCCUCCGACGACUCCAACAUUCUCCGAACCGUCUACGUAGGCAAGUCUAGGCGCAGAUACCUCGUCAGCUCCGACGUUAUCGACAACCCUGUCAUCCGGGAACUUUCGUCGGAAUCUGAUCAAGACAGCGACGCCGCCGCCGCCGCCGUCAUCGUUGAUUGUGAAGUGGUCUUGUUUGAACAUCUACUGUGGAUGCUUGAAAACGCUGUUGAAUCGCCGCCGGCUGAGUCUCUUCACGAGUUCGCUCAGUAUUAUUCAUGUACCUAGCUAGUCUAGCCUAGCUAGAUCCUAAAUCCUAAUUAACCAUUUCAAAUUAA